UCGCCAUUCAAGAUGGCGGCCAAAAAUGCAGGAAAUCUGGAAGGUUGCAACGUUUCUAUGAUCGUUCAGCAGUGGCAGAGUGCGUAUGAUCGAGGCCAGCUGAAGAACGCCCUGUACCAGUACUGGGCCCAGCAGGUGCCUAAGAUAUUCUUCACUUCGGCCGAGGUGGCCAUCAGCACACAGAGGACCCCCGACGCUGUUCAGGCAGAGGAGAAACUCUCAAGGGAUGUGCUGUUUGAGCCCCUGGAGUGGUUCCUGUGUGGAGGAAACCCCUCCGCAGUGUUCCAGCAGCUUCAGGCCCUCAACAACCCUCCCCAGCUCUGUGGCAAGGUCUUCAAAGUGGGCGAGCCAACGUACUCAUGCAGGGAUUGCUGUGCAGACCCCACCUGUGUUUUCUGUAUCGAGUGUUUUAACAAGAGCACCCACAAGUCCCACCGCUAUCGGAUGAGUACAUCCGGUGGAGGUGGGUACUGUGACUGUGGGGAUGUGGAGGCCUGGAAACAGGACCCGUGGUGCGACAUCCACAAACAGGGACUGGGACAGCAGAGCCAGAACCCAGUAGAGAAGCUUCCCAAAGAUGUGGCUGCCCGUGCCUGGGAGGUGUUGAAGAUAGCCCUGGGGUACGCUGUAGACAUGCUGCUGUGGGAACAGAUGGACGGACUACCACAGGAACUGGAGCCCAGUGUUCACCAGAAUACAUACGUGACAAUGCUGUUUAAUGAUGAGAUCCACACAUAUGAACAGGUCAUCAGCGCCUUGACAAAAGCCAUCAGCUGUCAGCAGAAGGAAGCAGUGGAGUUUGCUACUGUGGUGGACCGAGAGGGGAGAAGCUCUGUCAGAUAUGGCAACCGGAAAAGCUGUGACCAGGCCCGCUCUGUCAUUCAGGUCAUCAGCGCCUUGACAAAAGCCAUCAGCUGUCAGCAGAAGGAAGCAGUGGAGUUUGCUACUGUGGUGGACCGAGAGGGGAGAAGUUCUGUCAGAUAUGGAAACCGGAAAAGCUGUGACCAGGCCCGCUCUGUCAUUCAGAGAAGCACGUCACUGCGUUCCAAGCCCCUAAAGGUGGAGGUCAUGCACACGUCGGUGUGCGCUCACCAGGCAUUCGCACAGAAGGUGCUCAACUGGCUGGGACAGGUUGUCAACCAUUCAGAUGGUCUGAGACAUAUCCUGUGUUCCACCGCCCUGCAGCAGCCUCCUACAGGAGACCCGUGUGUGGUGGAGAGACUCAUGCUGGCAGACACUGCACUGUGGAAGACUGCUCGAGUCCAGUGUCACCAGAUCAUGAUGGGCAGCCUCCUAAUGGACCAGGAGAGCAAGAAACAAUUUUCUGUCCUAUACACAAGGAACUAUGCCCAGGUGCAGAAAGACUUCAUGGCUGAUGACCAUGACCACGGUGUGUCCAUCAUUUCCCUGUCUGUCCAGAUCUUCACUGUCCCCACCCUGGCGAGAUACCUGAUCAUGGAUCACGACCUGCUGGCCAUCGUGAUCCGGACGUUCCUGGAGCAGUGUGCCAGCUGCAGACACGGCAGGUAUCUACUGGACAGGGAGAAGCUGCAGAAAAACUUCAGGAGGCUGCAGUUCCCACUCUUGGACCUCAAGUAUGUGUUGUCCAUGGUACCAGACGAGUGGAAUGACCAGUUGAAGAAAAAGUUCUUGAACGGCUUCAAGAUAAUGGUGGAACUUCUUACCUCCAUGCAGGGCAUGGACACAGUGACUCGGCAGGUUGGCCAGCACAUUGAGAUGGAGCCUGAGUGGGAGUCGGCCUUCAACCUGCAGAUCAAACUGGCCCCUGCCGUGGCCAUGAUGGCUGGCUGGUGUGCCACUGAUAAAAUGGUGCUGAUAGAUGCUUUCAGAACUGCAGUGAAAGCUCUGCUGGAAAUCAGAGGCACCCCGGACACAGUCAAGAUGUGCAAGAGAAGAGUUUGUGAUCAUGAAGCCAUAGUUGUGGACUACACUGUGUCCAGAGAACCUGUCAGUAUCCACCUUCCCAUCUGCAGACUUCUCGCAGGACUGUACCUCCAGUUGGGGAGACAUGGUCUGACGUUCAACUCUCCCGAGCUCUACGGACCUCUGCAACCCCCCAGUGCUAUGGACUUGCUGGAGAAGCCAUUGAGAACCUUGGUCAUGAUAGCACAGGUGCACGCUGAGAUGUGGAAAAGAAAUGGAUACUCAUUGUUUCACCAGGUAUACUACUACCACAACGUCAGAUGUCGGGCAGAAAUGCAGGAUAAGGACAUCAUCAUGCUACAGGUGGCCUGUGCACAGAUGGACCCCAACCAGUUCCUGAUAGCACUCCUCAACAAGUUUGAGCUGAUGAACUGGAUCGAGGGAGACUUUGAUGACUUUAUUCGGUUAUUCUUUUAUGGUCGAAGGAGGGAUGUGACGGAGAAAGGCAGCUCUGCCACAGAUGUGAGUGCAGAAAGUACUAGGGACCUUCUAAGGUUCACCAAUAGCUUAGUGGAAGAGUUCCUCAACCUACUCAUUAUAAUCAUGGGUGAGAGGUACGUACCAGGUGUUGGACAGGUGUGUUCAGAGGACAUGGUGAAGAGAGAGGUGAUCCACCAGCUGUGUAUCAGCCCCAUGGCACACAGUGAUCUCUCCAAGGCCCUGCCUGAAAACAAUAAUUAUGAAACUGGUUUGGAAGGUGUGGUGCACACAGUCGCUUCAUUCAAGAAACCAGGGGUGACUGGUAUGGGUCGCUAUGAACUGAAGGCAGAGUUCUACAAGGACUACAAUCCGUUCUUCUACCACUACACCAGGGCCGACCAGUCCAAGUCAGAAGAAGCUCAGUUGAAGAGGAAAAAGCAAGAAGGAGAAAGUACUGCCUGCCCUCCGCCGGAGAUGCCUGCCCUGAGUAAGGAGUUCAGCAGCCUGGUGAAUGUCCUGGAGUGUGAUGUGUUCGUCCACACCAUUCGGACAGUCUUCCGUAGGGUCAACUCUUCCAGGUCCAGGUCAUGGACAGAGGCCAUGGUGCAUAGGGCCCUUCAUCUAGUUGGCAUGGCACUGAAUGAGGAGAAGAGACUGUACCAGACGAGCCCGUACAUACGCUUCAACUUUGUCAAGAAAGCUACAGAAGGGGGCUCUAGUAGCCUGUAUGCAGCUCUUCAUGACUUGCUGGGAAAGCCAAGGAUCCAGAACCAUGCAGAUCUCCUGACAUGGGUGAUUGAUAGAUUUGAUGAGGUUAAAGCUCUGAAAGAGCAGAAACCGGGAGCGAGCGACGCCCAGAAGGCCAAGAAGGUGUCCAGUAAGAGUAAGACUGACGCUGAGAGGAAGAAGAAGGCUGAGGCAGCCAGGAAGAGGAGGGAGAAGAUCCUGGCCCAGAUGUCAGACAUGCAGAAGUCCUUCAUCAGGGACAACCUGGAACUGUUCGAGGCCACGGGCACAGAUCUGUCUUCUAGUCCAUCCAUGGAAGUAGAAGGAAGUCCCCUGGUGGUCAGCAGCCAGCACCCGGUGGCGGUGGGUCCAGACAGGAGUCCGGCCACCCACGUAACGCUGACCACCUCCACCUGUAUCCUGUGUCAGGAAGACCAGGAGGUGUCAGCAGGGAACAAGUGUGUGGUGCUGGCAGCAUACGUACAGAGGUCUACCGCUCUAUCAAAAUCCAGAGGCAAGGGGUUAGAGGACCCAGAUAAGUACGACCCAUUGCUGGUGAGUCCAGACCUGUACCAUGGAGUCCACACCAGCACCUGUGGACACGUCAUGCACGCAGACUGCUGGCAGAGGUUUUAUGAAGCUAUCGUAGCCAAGGAGCAGAGGAGGACGAUGCGGUUUCGCCACAUCCUGAGCUACGAGGUUGACCGAGGGGAGUUCCUGUGUCCGCUGUGUGAAACCCUCAGUAACACGGUCAUCCCCAUCCUCCCACCUUCUACCACCAUACAGCCUGACACUGUGUCUGCAGACAUCAGUUUGAGUUUCAGUGACUGGCUGGACGGUCUACAGAAGACGGUGGAAGCAAGUCAACAGGCAGUCAUGAAGGAAGAGGAGGACAAAAUGGAGUCUUCAGAUGACUUGCCUGUACUGUCCCCCUGCCCUCUACCCAGUAUCACUAAGAACAUGGCAGAGAUGGCAGCACAGGGCUUCCAGCAACUGUUUGAGUACAUGACGGAAACAGGCGCCCAAGCCCAGUACUCUGACAGUGUGAAGGAAAUGAUGAAGCUGUUCUCUCGAGCCACCUACACGAACAUGCUGCAUGACCCGCCCCUUCCUACCAAGUUUGGACUGGGGCUGGAUCCUAACGAUGAUGAUGACAGGGUGCCUAUGACAGCCUGGGGAACGUGUGCCUACACGAUACGAACACUUGAAUGGCUACUUCGAGACGAAGGCAAACCACUGUUUGGAUCCCUGUCCUCCAGACAGGCUGACUGUAUAACAGCUCUGGUGAGGGUGGUGACGGUCAGUGGAAAUCUGUCCGACCCACAGACCAUUAGCAAGAGUGCCCUCAGGCUGCUGUCAGCAUUACUGCCCCAGGAGCCUAUGAAGAACAUCCCCUGUAUCCUAGACCUGGACAUGUUCUUCACACUGGUGUUCCUCCACGUGACUAUCCCCAGUCUGUACUGCAACGAGAACACCGCCGCAGGUGGCACCAUCAGGGGGGUGGCUCUGAACGACAAGCACCUGCUGCACCUGGUUACAGCUGCGCACCUGGUCCAGAUCCUGCUGGCUGCAAAUUUCAGCUCCGCAGAUGCUCCAAUGGACACAGAGGAGACAGCUGAAGGCAGUGCCUGGGUCAAACUGUUCAUGGCUGUCAGAAAAGAGGCAGGUGUGCAGACGGCUGUGGUCCCGUCUGGGUGGCAGCUGCAGACUUACAUCCGUGAGUCUGUCCUGCCCUUCCUGCGCUGCACUGCCCUGUUCUUCCACUGUCACACAGGAGUACAGAGUCCCGCAGAACUGCAAGAGAGUGGAGUCUCAGAAUUUGAACCCUUGGUCAGUACCUGGUCCUCUCCAAGACUUGACCAUCACUUUAAAUGGUGCAGAUAUCCUGGUGUGAAGGAGAGCCUGGCUUCAGGACCUGCAAGUCUGGUUAAAUACCCAGUUGAGGUAAACAAACUGGUCCCCCUGCCACAGGACUACAGUGACGUCAUCAACAGAGGAUCUGUCUUCACCUGUCCCAGGUCAGACGGUGAUGACAGCCGUGCACCCACCAUGUGCCUGGUGUGUGGACAGAUGCUGUGUUCUCAGUCCUACUGCUGUCAGACCGACCUGGACGGGGAACCUGUGGGAGCCUGUACAGCACACAUCUACACGUGUGGGGCUGGGGUGGGAAUAUUCCUCAGGGUGAGGGAAUGCCAAAUCCUCCUGCUCACCGGCAAGACAAAAGGUUGCUUCUACCCGUCACCGUACCUGGAUGACUACGGGGAACAUGACCAGGGACUAAGACGAGGAAACCCCCUGUACCUGUGUCAGGAGAGAUACAAGAAGUUACAGAAGAUGUGGUUGGCCCACUCCAUCCCUGAGGAGGUGGUGCACUUCAUGGAGGCCAAUGCCAGCUUUGCUACCAUUGAGUGGCAGCAUCUAUGAUCCCAGCCUCUGUAACAAGACUGUCAGUCCAUCACAAUUAACAGUUCAACCAAUGAGAGGACGGCAAUUAGCUGUUCGACCAAUGAGAGAGUGACUGCAUCUCCCUCCAUCAAAUGUUCACAUUUCUACAAAUUGAGGGAAGUGGGGUUGGUCUGUUCUACUUCUGUCCAUUUUCCUGCAAUGAUUACACUGCAUAGAUGUCAACGUCAUUGCAAUCAAGUUAGACUUUAGCAUGAUUUUAGGUGAAUGUUUUGCCUUGUUUUCUUUCUGUCCAUUGAUGUCAUGAUUUUUGCUUUCUUCCAGCUCCACCUUAAUUUUUUUCCUUCUGUCCUACUUGGAGUUAGACACAUUACCUGUGGGUAUCCCAUCUAGAAUUGCAUGAGGUUUUGAAUGGACGGUACACAAAAGAUUCUAUUACAUAGGGUUUAAAAGCUUCUUUUUACUAGACUUAGAGUAAUCCUAGAGGCAUUUAGAAAUCAGGUCACUUGGCUGAAUGGCCGAAGUCUUACAUGUCAUCGAGAAGGUUACACCUAUUAAUAAAAACUUUUAUAUCCGCGCUGGGCUAACAUGCCCUGUGGAUUAAAGAGGGUCACGGAACAUGUGUAACCUUUGUGUACAAUGUGUUCAUGUAUUACAUGUAAUUAUUUAUUCAGAAAGCUGUGGAUAAUUUCAACAGCUGGCCGGAAUUCGGACGAAAUUUGACAUCCUGCCAUGGCCAGUUUCGAAGGUAUAAGUCAGUUCACAUUUUAAACUGUGCAUUCACAAAUUUAAAGGUGGCGGCCCUUAACUUGCUAACGUUUUUUGUCAGUGUUCAAGCCAGCCUUAAUUUUUUUUCUGUCAUCUUUAUGAUAAGUACUAUUGUCAUAGCCAAACAGUCCGAUUUCUUGCUAGGUGCAUGCUACCCUUGGAAAACUCUUUUAAAUCUUGACACUAUUUUCAGGAAUUUUGAGUGGCAAAUUUUGCUAGUUGACUACAUGUAAGCUUAGUCUUAUGACAUCUCUUUCCAUUACUCUCCAAGCAGAGGUUGUUGGGGAAUGAUCGUUACCUUUUUAUAUAUCGCAGGGUUUUUUUUGUCGGUAUCCCCGUCGUUGGCCGCGGACCUUCUCUGGCUAAUGGAUACUGCCUGGCCAAUUUGAUACUGUCUUUUUGCCACCGAUAGGGAUCUGCUUGGAGAUUAUCUUUCCAUACCCUUUCGUCCAGCAAAGAUGACAAAUUUGCCAACCAUCGUAAGUGGUAAAAUUGAGAAGACAGACGCUGGUCAUGGCUAGAAUGUUCUUUAUGCCUGUCCAGAUGUGUUUUGUUUAUGUCUCAGGGGCCUUCAAAUUUGACAUAUUACCCACAAAGCAUCACACUUGAGAAUGCACAGUUCAAACCGUGCAUCGGCUUAUUGUAAACAUAUGAUACAUACUGCUGGCUCAUAGAAACUACAAGGAAAAAUGAUUUUAGAAAGAGGAGAGGAAUGGGUAUGGAUAUCGUGCACAUGUCAGUAUAAUUCAUGAGGGGCACGGGUGGAAUUUGGAUACCUUCCAACCCAAAUAUUUAGAUAUGAUAUUAACUUGUAU
Branchiostoma belcheri (Belcher's lancelet) is the source of this 7076-nucleotide messenger RNA. RefSeq names its product E3 ubiquitin-protein ligase UBR2-like. The transcript is spliced from 57 exons. Gene Ontology annotation, cellular component: cytoplasm; ubiquitin ligase complex. The record is from RefSeq and is a predicted model, not a curated record. Lineage: Eukaryota; Metazoa; Chordata; Leptocardii; Amphioxiformes; Branchiostomatidae. Gene Ontology annotation, biological process: protein ubiquitination; ubiquitin-dependent protein catabolic process via the N-end rule pathway. Gene Ontology annotation, molecular function: ubiquitin protein ligase activity; zinc ion binding. Bases 13 to 5514 code for a protein of 1833 amino acids.